AUGGCUUUUGCGCGAUGUCGUGGACCAGAGGCAAACUCAUGCUUCGCCCGUGCAGGGGAUGGUGGUGGUGGCCGUGCCUUGACUCAGGAAAUGGUCUUCAUGCGGACGAAGUGCAAUCGCAUGGACCUCAUCAAGAAUUUGAACCUGUGGGGCAACGACCUGCAGGACAUCUCUGUUAUCCAGUCCAUGCCAAACCUGGAGGUCCUGAGCCUCAGCGUGAACCAGGUGAAUACCCUCGUGGAUCUUCAGCAUUGCCCGAAGCUCUCGGAGCUGUAUUUGAGGAAGAACGAGAUCAUGGAUCUGUCAGAGAUUCUGUACCUCAGGCAUCUGAGGCGCAUGAAGGUCCUCUGGCUGGCGGACAACCCUUGCGCGGAUCUGCCGUAUUACAGGCAAUACAUCUUGCAUCACCUUCCGAACCUCACAAAGAUUGACUCCGAGGACGUCACCGAGGAGGAGCGGCGAGAUGCACAGAUGAUCGACUUUGGUGGGGUAGAGACCAACCCAGUGGAUCGAGCUCAUGCUGGAGGUGAGUUCCCAUACCAGGAAGAGGCUGAAGCGUUGCAAGAUGCAGGCUUUCGCCACAAUCGUUCCGAAAGCGAGGAUUCCUACGACGACGCGCCCAGGCCUCAAGAGGCUCUGCGACGUCCCCAGGAGGAGUCCCCCUCUCGACGCCCGCCACUGGCCAUGGAACCAAGGCGCUCCGUGGUGCAUGAGCGUGCGCUUCCACCCCGAGAGAGUGCAAUCUCGACGCCCGUGCUGGACGACUCCGAGCACAAUGGCAUGAUUCCCGCGGCAGGGCAGCGGCGUCCGGCUUAUCGCUCGGCGCCAGCCCGGCAGACUCUGCCGACGGAGGACUUGAUAGAGCAGCGUCGCCUGCCACCACAGAGGAAGAACUCGCCACAGGAUCUUGGCUCUGCAGCAAGGAUGGGGCCAGGCCUUCCAGAGUCGCCCCUUCGUGGCGCAGGCCAAGAGCGUGCGGGCUUCCAAGCUCGACGAGACAGCGAGAUCGGGUCACCAUUUGCCGACCCUGGUCGAGGAGCUCGGCCGCCUAUCGAAGGGCAAGGUCGACCUGCAAAUGCGUGGGCUGACGCUCCGCCGGCCGCACUUCCACACCGUGAGGAGGGCGCACGACUCGCGAAUGGUGCGAGCCGCACGGACAACAUCCUUUGCGCCGUGCUGGCGCUUGUGAAGGAGCUGGACAGACAGGGGCUGGAGCUCGUGCGACGUUCAGUUGAGCAGCGCAUGGCAGACUUUUGA
This is a messenger RNA of Symbiodinium sp. CCMP2592, 1257 nucleotides long. Lineage: Eukaryota; Dinophyceae; Suessiales; Symbiodiniaceae. The record is from the annotation of a GenBank genome assembly.